Torulaspora globosa is the source of this 5088-nucleotide messenger RNA. RefSeq names its product Urb1p (gene URB1). The transcript has a single exon. Gene Ontology annotation, cellular component: nucleolus. Gene Ontology annotation, biological process: maturation of LSU-rRNA from tricistronic rRNA transcript (SSU-rRNA, 5.8S rRNA, LSU-rRNA); maturation of 5.8S rRNA from tricistronic rRNA transcript (SSU-rRNA, 5.8S rRNA, LSU-rRNA). NCBI's taxonomy places the organism in Eukaryota, Fungi, Ascomycota, Saccharomycetes, Saccharomycetales, Saccharomycetaceae. The record is from RefSeq and is a predicted model, not a curated record. Bases 1 to 5088 code for a protein of 1695 amino acids.
AUGGAUCGAGAUAGACAGUCAAAAUUGAACCAUGCUGCCGAAAAAAAGUACGCAAAAAGCUCAAACGUCAAUGAUGGAGUGCUCGACAAUCUGUCGAACAUCAUAUCAACUCUAGUCGAUGAAGGAGAUUGUAAAGAUUUCCGGCCUCUGAUAGUCUUUUCCCAGAAGGGAUUUCUGUCGCAAGUUGUACAGGUUUGGUCCUAUUACGCUCAGGUUAAUAAUCAUCCCAAAUUCUCCAAAGCGACAACUUUGUUAGAGACAGUUUUGAGACAACUAAACAGUGAUCCAAAUAUCCAGGAGUAUGGAAGCUCACUGAUUCUUCUCAUCCUCACAGGCAAUAUUAAAGUUUUGUACCGUGGGGUGAACACUAUGCGUCCGUCGAUUGCUAAUCCGAUCCUCCGCCUGAUGAGACAGAUGAUCUCUUUCAAUAACGGACAGCAUGUCGAAGCAUUUGUGGCUAAUUUUGAUCUGAGCUUGCCGGGUUUGGUCAGAAUUCUUGCAGCGAGUAAAACGGACGCUGCUAUUGUAAGGGAGGAUUCGAGCAGAUCCCCAAAAUCUACAAUUAGAGACACAUUUCUGAAUUUCUGGCUCGAACUGAUCAGUCAAUCUUCACCACUUCUCAGAAAGCAAGUCAUAUCAACGAAUUCUAAGAUAAUGGGCGCUUGGUUUAAAGUGAUGGACAAAAUAGAUACAUCGGAAAUGAUAGGCCAUACUCUCGACGUCUUCACAAAUUUAAUUCUGAGAGAGUCUUCCUAUAAGCGCACGACAAAAUGCCAGAUUCUGAAUGAAUUGGCUGUAUCGAAGAUUCAUACAUUUUACUAUUCCGCGGACCGCAAUCUAGUCCAGAAAGUCAAUGACUUUUUCCUGGCCUACGGCAGUAAUCCAGAGUCCAGUGUGACAUUUCCUGAUGAUGCAGUUUGGUUUAAGAACUCCCCGAUCAGUGGUACUCAUAGGGGAGCAGAGAUAUCCAUACAUCAAAGAGAUUUCAAAAUAUACAACAAACUAUUAUUCAACGUGCUUAAAAUUUUCAAACCUUGGGAGGACGAUACACAACUGAAUACCGUUAUCAAGAUUCUCGACAAUGUGCCAGAGUUGGUUGCCCCAUAUGCCGCCUUCUUGGCUUCUCUUGGUGCGCACGAUCCAAAAAUGACGUCGUAUUGGUUUGGAUGUACAGCACUUUUGGGAAGAAUAAUGCGUCUGAGGAUACCUUCACUAGUGGAAAAGGUUGAAACCGAUAUGCCUCCACAUACCCCGUUAGUCCUGGAGAGCAUUAUGCCUUCAUCUCUAUCUAAAUCUGCGCUAACCAAAUCGUUACAGCAUGAAAGGCUCAUCAUUAGGCAACUCGCAUGUCAGUUGUUGAUUUUUGCAUUUCAGAAGCUCCAAUCGGUCCUCGAUCUUUAUGACAGGAAAGGAUGGACCUCUGCUAAGGCUUCAGUGAGGAAUGCUUUUUAUCUCAGCCUGCCCGAUCUAUCCAUACUAUCAUCAGCCAUGAACCAAUCGUACGAAUCACAUAAGAAGAAUAAAAUACUUCAGCUCUCGAUUUCAACCAUCCUAAGGCAUUAUAGUACAAUUUUUCCAAACUUUUUCACCGUGAGGCUACCUUCAGCCAACAUUUUCUUUGACAUAAUGCAAAGCAACAACAUUUCUGGCAUGGAUCUUGCUAUACUUGAAAAUUUUCUCACUUUUCAAGAACUGAACGGACUGCAGACGAAAUGGUGGACUAGAUCCAACCGAGAGCUCUCGCUUUUCACAUCUUUAUUGAAGGUGGCGAGAGGUUCAUCAAACUCUUUAGCUGAAAGAUUAUGUCAACUGUUGGAUGACAUGUUUCGUGGAACAGUCGCUUUCAACUCUAAGCUCUUAUGUUCUCCCCACAGAGCCCUGAUUCACAGCAUACAAUCAAUUCCAAGCAUAUCAGAAACCGAAAUAUUAAAAAUCUGGCGUAUCAUCGAUGAGUCAAUCCAACAUGUCAUGAGAGUACCCUACAAAUAUGUUGAUAUGUCAGCAAACUAUGACUGCCUUUCGCCAUUUAUCUUAGCGCUUUUGGAACAGUGCAAGUACGCCAAUACUGACAAGAAUUUUGAUAUCAGCCAGAAGUGGGUUAGUUUCUAUCUAAGGACAAUGAUAAUAUGCGGGGAAUCAGAAGAAGGAAUAGUGAAUGCUGCCAACUGCUAUCUAUCUGAUGCAUGCCAGGAAUAUAUCAAGAGAUAUCUGGGAGACUCUUCUGCGAUAGAAGAAUCUGCGGAAGAAGAGCAGUUCCGGGAUAGUAUCAUACAAAACUCCUUUUGUGACCUUGUCAUUCUUGAGAAAUAUCCACAUUUAAAGAAAAUAACCAGGUAUCCUGUAUCAAAGUUGGAUGCCGCUGGCCUUCUUUUUCGAAUAAGAAAAUUAGCAAAAGAUUUGGCGGUAGAGUACGACGGUUACUUCAAGUCUACUUCAAGAGCUUUGAUAAGCAUGCUUGCAGACUAUGCAGAUGCUGAUAGAUCAUUCACGUUUUUGAGCUCAAGCGUUCUGAUGUCAUUUUUGCGGCUUAUAACUGAGCCAUCGAGCUCUGAAGCCAUGAAAUUGAAGAACAGAUAUGUCAUUCGUUUGAUGCUCCAGGCCUGUCAAGAGGUUCGAUCAAAUUACUCGGAACUGAAAUCUACAAUUUAUGACUGGCUGCAAAGCAAGGAUGAGAUGCUUCAAGAAACAUAUUCAAAUGAAGAAAAUGUGCUAUUUAUGUCGGCGGCUCUAUCUUUUCUAGGAUCUGAUGACUGUGCCAAGAUUCUUCUACACAAAAAGCAACUGAGUUUCAUUUCGACCCAACUUCUAGCGAAAGUGAUACUUGAGAGCAAUAACUCUUGUAUUCCUUUCUCGAUAAUCAUGCUACUUGUAAAGGAAGCAUCACCAGAGUCUCAUCGGAUUGCCUCACAGUUCAUUGCUCAGAAACGUGUCAAGGACUUAAGAGCUGGAGAGUUACUUCAAGAAAUUUUGAGCGAUGAUCUAUACUCAGGUGUCACGCAAGCAUUUAUCAGUUCUGAUUACUUUUCAGCGGAUCAAAUAUCAGCAUGCUUACAAAGUGUCAGAGGUGAGCAAAAUACGCUAUUGGUUGCGCUUGCCCUGCAUCAGUUCAGGCAAGAAGAGAUUCGGGAAUAUGUCACGAAGGUUUUGAGAUCAAGCCGUUCCUUAAUCGGUAGUGAUAAUUCUUCAGUUUCUCAACUUGCUUUGGAAUUAGUCUAUCAGUGUCCAGAUUCAUUCUCAGCAAAUGAGAAGAAGCAGCUGGUCGAGUAUGUGACCAACGAAUACAAAGACAAGUAUUGUGCAGCUGUCGUGAAGUGCGUUGUUACCAUGAGUGACUUCGAAGAAAAGGAUGUCGUUAAGUGGCUCAAUAAGCUGGUGCUUUACAUCACCAAAUGCUUCUCAACUGCCGCAAUGGUUGAUUCACAGCUGCUCGGUACCCUAGACGAGUUGAAGAAAUUGAAAGAUACUGUCUGGCAGAGUGUUAACAAAAAUAUACUGAAUUCACAUCAGGAGGUUAUCUUAUCUGGAAGUCUCGUCAAUCAAGAAAAGGUAUUGGAGUACGCCCUGCGUGUUCUCUUAGCCGUCGGCCCUGGGUCCACAUGGAAUGAAAGGUUGAUGCAAUGUUUAGUUAACAAUGAAUCAAAAAAACUAACCAAUAAUGAAAAUGAGAAUUACGUCCCAUUUUUAACAGCCUCCAUCCUAUACAUUCUUUAUCUCGGAGAUCGGGAGCGCAACAGUAACGCUGCCAUUCAGGAGGCUCUUUUGAGCUGUUACGAGGGUACAAUAUCAGCGAAAGACAGGUUGAUAUUGAAAACCUUGGAGCUCAUCGAGGCGCAAACUUCACAUUCAUGGACAAACCUCAUUUAUGAUUGGGAACUGAUCGAUGACACCGAGGAAGACGUAAAUCAAGGUUACGUUGAGCUGAUAGCCAAACGAAAAGAAGGUCUGAUAAUCACUUUGAAGAGACAAACUAUCGCAAAGUCGGCUACAAACUAUAAAUUUGAUAGACCAAGGGUACCGUCUCUUGAAGGGUCAAAAAGCAACCUCUCCUGGAAGGUCAUGGUUUCCUUUUAUCAAUCAGUUGAGAAAGACAAGCCUACGUCUUCCUUUUAUGACCUAUAUGAUCCUUUAUUCCUGCUUCUUCUCAGUGGUCAAAAUGAGGAACUUGUUAAAAGCUCAAAAUCUGAGAGUGGUGGUUUGGAAUAUAAAUUUGAUGUUAAAGCGUUCUUGACUUCCAACAUCUUCCAAGUUGUAAUAUGUUCACUAGGUGACGAAACUGAAGUUCAAUCGAUUGCACUAACUUUAAUAGAAGGAAUGCUCUCCACUUUGCAAAAAGAUGACUAUCUCAAAGAUAUGCGCAUAUUCAAAAUCCUGCUCAGCAAAAUAGUUUACACUUUUAUGAAAUCGAAAACAGCAGGAAAUGAAUAUACGAAUUCCAUUGCUCCUUGUGUCUGGUUUGCGAUCUCUCAAUUGGCCACGGAACUCGCACAACCAACCUCUCAACUUCAUGACAAGGCAGUCCGGUGGGUUCUCAGUAGACCACUGGUUCGUCCAAUUGAUUUACCGUUAUAUCAGGAGCUAUUUCAUUCUAAAGAAAUUGGUAAUACUGAUCAAAAUAUUUACUACAAACAGCUGGGAUGGGUGCUGAACAUUUUGCAGCUGGGCCUCAAAACCGAGCAAGAUGUGGAAUUAAUGAAAAGAAUUGGUGUCCUAGAAUGGUUGUCCAACUUAUUGAGCAUGCCAUACAUCAAUGGACGAAUGCGUUCCGCCGUUAGUGCAAUCUUUUAUGCCUGUCAAAGAUUGGGGAACAGCGGCUCUUCUCUGGUCACAAGAGCAGCAUCAAUAGCAACAUUCGAAUUACAAAAAGUAUCUUUAGAACGCAAGGUAAACUCUGCAGAGCUGGAAGUCAUGAAGAAUCCAAAGAAUUCGAGGCAUUUACAGAAAUUCCUUUCAUUACAGCAACAAAAUUUAAACUGCUUAGAAAUUUUGAGCAGCCACGCAAUUUUGGCUGGUUCUAACAAGAGAUUGCGCGAGUGGACUGAGAAUGAUGCUUAUAAUAUUGAAAAGCGCGUUAAGCUUCCCAAGGGUUGA